AAAAUGGCUCUCCCGCCUUCCCUUUCCUGCCGCCGCUCAGCGAACAUCACUUCCUGAGUGAGGCGAGGGGUGGACCGCGAAUGGGAGAAGCUGGGAAUGGCGACGGUAAACUGCCGAACUCUGGAAUGGCUCUACUCGCUGAUUCUUCUUGCUACUGUAUUGCUUUCAUGGGGCUAUGUCAUUUACGCAACCCGAAUAGCAGCCAAAUGGCACUUAAAGGAGAUGUAUCCCACACAAACAGAGAAUAUUUAAGACACCUCCAGAGUGGAAUACCACAGAAAUAUAAGCACAUUCUAUAACACCAUAAAUAAUAAUCUGCAAAAACUUGCAUUCCAAACUAGAGUGGCUAAGCUGCAGCAAUAUUGGAGCUUCAGAAAUACAGAUUUACUGUGAUACUUCACACUAAUAACAUAUAAUUGAGAAAAAUUGGGAAAAUAUCCUUGAAUAUUUUAUUUUUUAAAAAGAGAAAUUUACUGUUCAGGCUGAAGCACAGUAUUACAGGCAGUUUACAAGCCCAGAUUUCAGAAUGCAGCAAUCUUCUGAAUGAAUAAAUUAAUCAAUAUUCCAGAGCUGAUAUGGAAAGUCAGCCUUAUGAAAGAUGUAGAUUAAGAAAAUGAUCCAGAAGCCAGUUUGGCAGCAGAUCAAGAAGUUGAUCUAACAGUAGAUCAGGAAUUUCCAGGUGUCCUAAUAGAGGACAUUCUGCAAUGAUAUAUGGGAAAAGGAAAUAUAAAAUGUAAUUACUAGGAGAGGACCCACAGAAAUAACAAAGAAAUCUCUUCUACAAGAGAAAGCAAUGCUCUAAAGAAAUCCUUACCAAAGCAUUAGGCCAUUUGUGGAAAAGCUGCUAGCAAUGCAGACGGGCAAUCUCCAGUGGAGACUCAAGAAGGAAAAAAGAAAAAAACAAGCCCAAAUAUUGAAAGUAUUUAUGAAGUUUGGAAAGUCACUGAUCCAAGAAGGAAGACAGGCUGGAGGAAAAAGAAGCACCACCACAAGCUACUGGAGAAGAAAUACUAAUCUGUGAGGACUGAGAGACUCCGGGACCUAGAGACUAAAAACUUGUUUCCUAUAUAAAUGAACGUAUAAUUCAGCACAGUGGCUUGCAUUGGAGGUUAGCAAGCCUUCAUUUGAGACCCGAGUGCUGCUGUGGGAUGGGGUGAACUUCCAUCCUUCACUCCAGCUUCUGCUGGGGACAUGAAAGGAACCCUCAACUAGGCGUCCCCAGGUCAACGGUAAAGUCAGUAGCUAUCUUUUCAAUUCAGAAGUGCCUUCAACAACUGGGAUGGGAUUCAAAAUGGACAAUAAGAGACUUAAUGAUUUUGGGCUAAUGUGGGGUUAUCGGGAAGGCAUUGCUAGCUGGGAUGGUCUCUAAUGCAGUCACUAAUCAUGUAUAGAUACUGAAUCCAACAACAAAGUACUUUAUUUUGGUUAUUGAUAGGUCUUAGAAAACAUACAACUUAGAAACAUUAAAAGAGAAAACAAAAUGGAAUGCAUAGUCAAAGAAGUUAAAGUUUCUUCAUUUAGGUAAACCACUUUGAAUCCUGAGGCUACUCACACUAAAGCUUCAGUGAGGAGACCAUCAUAAAUAUAUCCAGAACUAUGAAUGAAUUAUGUCUGUAUUAUUUUUCUUUCUUUUUUUGUUUGUUUUAAAAUAAAAAAUGAUUUGGGGAAAAAAAAAUAUCCAGAACUAUGAGGCUGAUUUUAACUUUGUUAUUGUAAUAUAGGUACUGAUGAGUCAAUACGAAAUGCUUGCAUCUACUUGUGUUUGUCUUUUGGCUGUAUUGUUUAAAUUAUUAAAAGGGACUAAUUGUUUUUAAAUAUCCAGAACUAAUAAAUAGGAUUAAUGGUUACUGUUAUUACUAAGCUUGGAGAAAAAUUAAUUUAAUUCUAAUUUAAUUAAGUCUAGUAAGGUUGUCCGGUUGACUCUUGAUGGCUGUUAAGCAAAAUUUGAUGACACUGAAAGAGUGCAUCAACUAAAAUAUUGGAUUAAAAAGCCAUUUUAAUCUGAGUAUUAUACCAGAGAGGUAGCAAAGAAACUUAGUCUACAAGAGAAAGCCUAAAGCUUCUGAAGAAAUCUUUACCAAAGCCCCAGGCCAUCUGUGGAAAGGUAGCUAACAUUGCAGACAGAAGCUGAGACUCAAGAAGAAAAAAUGGUCAAGAAGCCCAAGCGUUGAAAUUGUUUAUGAAGGAACGAUCCCUAAUACAAGGUGUGAUAAAAAGAAACACAUCUGAAUCACAGCUCUGCAUCACCAUCCUCUGUUGGACCUAUAGAUGGAAGUGCCAGUAGUGGGGGGGUUAUAGAGAUGUCAUUUUCUUUAGGAAUCCAGCCUGCCUUCAGAGGCUGCUUCCAUGGUUUAAAAGCAAACUUACAGUCCCGUUGGAUAUUCAUGGCUCUCCCAUUAAUGUAUAACGUAUAAUAAUGCAUAAUUUAAUCAAGUUUGAUCUAGAUUCUAGAAAGCAAGGCAUGUGCUAAUCAAUUACAACUUUUCUUAUUCCAAAGUAAGGAUGAGUUUAUCAACUUUGCUGUUAUGUCCUUUUACUAUAGAUGCAUAUGAUGAGCAUGCAAAUUACAAUUGUCCAGCUCCAGCAGGUAAAGAAGGAAGCAACUGAGUCUUCUAUUGUUACCGUAUCUCCUGAUGAAACUGAAACCCAAGUACCUGAACGUAAUGCUUUCAGAAGUGACACAGGCCAGGCACCCUGGGAUGAUGAAACACCAGGCCCAUUUUAUGCCAAUUUAGAGCAAAUGCAUGCUUCUCCAUCAACUGAGACACCUCUGGAAGCGCUGAUGAAGAGCCUUCUGCAAACAUAACUGGGUUGCAGAUGUCACAACCAGCAAAUGUAGAAGUGAAUGGUGACAGCUGUGAUUCUUUUGACAAUUGUGUUGUUGAGUAUGUCAAACCUUUACGAGGUAAAGACUCAUUGACGAGGACAGCCAUGCAUCUGGAUCCUGAUGGCUGGCAACUCUGUGGUAGGUCCAAGAAAAGGGGGUGAAUCGCAUCAAAAAGGAUAGGAGAUACAUGGGUGUUGCCCCUGAAGAUGCACUGGAUCGAGCCAAAUGGAGAAGACCCUGCCAUAACUCGGGAAUAGCACUAGAAGAAAGAGCAGCCUAUCCAACUGUGCAGCUUUAGUGCCACGGAUGCUAGUAGAUCUGCAUCACCAUCUUCUGCAGGUUCCAGAGAUGGUGCUGCUAACCAUAAGAAUAAUAAAUGUCUCUCCUUAGUGGGAAAAGAAGAUCCAAGAAGAGUGGAAAAGAAGAGACUAAAUUAAGAGGACCGCCUUAAAUUACUAUAUAUUCUUUGUUAAAUAUUCUUAGAAACCUUAUUUUUCCUCUUUGUUACAAGUUUUUGCUUUGUAGUUUAAUCAAUAUUUAGAUGUCAUUAUACAUCUUUUUUACAUUAUAUAGCUUUAUAUGAAAAGACCUUGAUUUUUAAUUUUUAAUUAAAAAUGCAAUGAGAAAACCAAAAACAAGAACCAGAACUUUGUAUCUCUCGACUCCUGAAGCGGUAAAAGAGGAAGUUAGGAAGAAUGUUUUUAUAAUAAUUACUUGUUUACUAUUGUUUUGAUCUUUGUUAUAAUGCAUAAAGAAUAACUUGUUUUAUGAAAUAAAUUUUAAUAAAUUAAAUUAAAAUGUUGUAAAAUUGAGUCUGAUUCAUUUUACGACAUUUUUGACUUACGACCCUAAUGGACAGGUUCCAAUAGGGUCAUACCUCAAGGACUGAAGUUAAGUAUUACUAAAGUCUUUAUUUUUCCUCUUAGUUAAAAUUUUUUGCUUUGUACGUUAACCAAUAUUUAGGUAUCUUUGUGCUAUUGUUUACGUUAUAUAGCUGGAUGAAAAGGGCCUUAGUUUUUAUAGUUUUUAAUGUUUUAAUAGUUAUUGUUUACUAUUGUUUCUAACUUUGUUGUAAGGCAUAAGGAAUAACUCAUUAAAUGAAAUAAAUUAAUUAAAAUGUGA
Pantherophis guttatus is the source of this 3949-nucleotide messenger RNA. It is a transcript of the gene TZMP1, whose product is annotated as transition zone microprotein 1. The record is from RefSeq and is a predicted model, not a curated record. NCBI's taxonomy places the organism in Eukaryota, Metazoa, Chordata, Lepidosauria, Squamata, Colubridae.